AUGGAAAUUGUUAAUUCUAUUGGUGGGAAGGUCGCUGACUAUUUGUUCCCAGCUGCUGGCGAUCAACUUGGUUACUUGUUUCAUUACAACGACAACAUUCAAAACUUGAAAAAGGAAGCUAAGAAGCUGGCAGAUAGCAGAGGCACUGUGCAAAAGAAAAUCGAAUUUGCUGAAAGAAAUGGAGAAACCAUCUUCGCUACUGUUCAAAGCUGGAUAGCAGAAGCGGAUAAGAUUUCCGCAGAAACUGAAAAGUUUUUGGAAGCCAACAAGAGGUGUCUCAAAGGGUGGUGCAUUAAUCUCAAACAACGUCAUCGAUUCAGUAAGGAGGCAAAGAAGCAUACUCUGGAGAUUUCUGAUCGGCUCCAGGAAGUGGAAAAGUUUGAGAGUGUGUCUUGUCCUGCUCCUCCGCCUGGAAUUAUAUCGUCAUCGAAGUUAUUUUCUUCAGGCACUUUCAAAUCUAGAAAUUCAAUUAAGAAGAAAAUCGUGAAGGCGUUAGUUGAUGAUCAUAAUGUCAGCAUAAUUGGAAUAUGUGGGAUGGGGGGCGUGGGUAAGACCACACUGGUCAAAGAGAUCAGCAAACAAGCAAAAGAAGAAAAGAUCUAUGAUGCAGUAGUGAUGGCGGUUGUGUCUCAAACUCCUAAUAUUGCGAAGAUUCAAGAGGAAAUUGCAAACAUGCUGGGUUUGAAACUGUCGACUGAAAUCGAGUCAGGAAGAGCACGAUCCUUGUGGGAGAGAAUCAAGGAAGAGAAGCGGAUUCUUGUGGUGUUGGAUGAUAUUUGGAGAAGAAUCGAAUUGGAUGAGAUUGGUAUUCCUUACGGUGAUGACCAUAAAGGUUGCAAAAUUGUGAUCACUUCUCGAAGCAAACUUGUAUGUAAUCAACAGGAUUGUCAAAAGGUAUUCACAAUUGAAACGUUAUCGAAACAAGAAAGUUGGGUUCUUUUCAAGGAGAUUGUCGGCGAGAUUGUGGAAAACUCUGAUAUAGACUUAAUUGCAAGAGAUGUAGCUGCUAAAUGUGGUGGCUUGCCAAUUGCAAUCGUGACUGUAGCAAGAGCGUUGAAGGGAAAGAACAAGCAUGUCUGGAGUGAUGCAGCACGACAACUUAAGAAGUCCACCCCAUCAAAUAUCCCAGGAAUGGAGAGCAACAUUAUUUCAUCUCUGGAAUUGAGCUUCAAUUAUCUCGAGACUGUGGAGGCAAAAUCACUUUUCUUAUUUUGUAGCUUAUUUCCAGAGGAUCACAAAAUUCCAAUUGAAGAUUUGGUUACAUACGGGAUCGGAUUAAGGUGGGCUGAAGACUUCGAUGAGAAGAUAGAAGAUGUCAGAGAUAGAAUAUUUGGUAUUGUAAGUACCAUCACCUCUUCUUUUCUCUUAAUUGAUGAUGGUGAAAAGUUUGUUAAAAUGCAUGAUGUUAUCCGUGAUUUUGCGUUAACGAUAGCUCCUAAAUACAACCAUAAAUACAUGGCGAAAGCUGGCAUUGGUUUACAAGAGUGGCUAAAUAGAGAUACAUUUGAAAAUCUCACAUGUAUCUCAUUGAUGGCAAAUAACAUUAGGGAGCUGCCUAAAGGGUUGGAAUGUCCAAAACUACAGGCUUUGUUACUACAAGAAAAUAGAAAUUUGGUUGUCCCUGGUUGUUUCUUUCAAGAAAUGAAAGAUCUCAAAGUUUUAGAUUUGAGCGAAACUGAACUCUUGUCAUUGCCUGACUCACUUUCAUUUCUUUCAACUAUUAGAACACUAAAUCUUAGUGCUUGCAAUUUGGGGGACCUAUCAGUGAUUGGAAGUCUAAGUAAACUAGAGAUUCUUAACCUUUGUGAUUCUUAUAUUGAAGAGAUCCCCGUAUCCUUUAACCAAUUAAGUAAUCUCAGAUUAUUAGAUUUGAAUAAUUGUUGGUGGUUAACACUAAUACCUUGUGGUGUUAUACACUCUCUUAAAAAGUUAGAGGAGUUGUACAUUGAUAGAUUUAAGCAAUGGGAAUAUGAAAGUGAAAAUUUGAAAAGCAAUGCCAGUCUUGUUGAGUUAGAAGCCUUGUCCCGAUUGACUCAUUUAGAGAUUUCUAUUUCAAACCUUGAACUCUCACCAAAAUUAUUUGUAUUCCCAAAUAACCUGUCCAAAUUUAAAUUAGGAAUAGGUUAUGGUAAACUUUUUGAGCCUUUUUCGGAUGCGAGUAGAUACUCAAGAAGUAUGUAUGUCUCACAAACCAACAUUUCAAAAAUACAUGAUUGGGUUAACGGUUUGCUCAAAAGAACUGAGUAUCUAGUUUUAGAGGAAAUUGGUAAUUUAGAGAGUAUUAGCCAUAACCUAGUUGAAGAAGGGUUCAAUGAAUUGAAGUAUCUUGAUAUCACAUCAUGUGAUGAGAUAAAGUAUCUCCUAAAUACAUUGGAAUGGACACCAAACUCAACUUUCUACAAUUUAGAGGAAUCGUAUAUGUAUUCUAACCCCAACUUGGUUGAACUAUGUCAUGGACAACCUCCAGCCCCAUCUUUUAGUAAAUUAAAAAUUUUAAGAGUGUAUAGGUGCCACAACAUGUUAAAUGUUGUACCAAGUCUACUCCAAAGCCUUAUUUGUUUGGAAGAAAUAGAUAUAGAUUAUUGCAAUAAUUUAGAGGAGAUCUUUGAGAAGAAAGAAGCUUUGGAUGAGGAGUUAGACCACACCAUAACCUCCCCAAGUUUGGGAAACCUAACUUCUAUAAAGAUAAGUUCAUGUCCUAAAUUCAAAAACUUCUUCACUCCUUCCAUUGUCAAAUGCCUGGUGAAGCUCAAAAGCCUUAAAGUGUGGUUUUGCUUAACAAUAGAAGAAAUAGUCACAAAUGAGAAAGGAGAAAAAGAAGCAUCAAUAGAUAGGAUAGUGUUUCCUAGUUUGUACUACUUGGAACUUGGAUUUCUAAAGAGCCUUACUUGUUUUAGCUCUGGAUCAUAUACUAUUGAAUACCCAACAUUGGAGAGGCUAGAGAUAAGUGAAUGUGGAAAAAUGAAGACCUUUGGUUAUGGAGAGCAAGCGACACCCAAGCUUAACGAAGUGCUUGUGGGAUAUUGGAAUGAAGAACGUUGGAAUGGCAACUUGAAUGCCACGGUGCAAGAGUUGUUCAAUGAACAGGUCCCAUGUUUUAUGUUAGGUUUUACCAGUAUUAAGAGAAUGUCAAUGGAAGGUCAUCCAGGGUUUGAUUGUGAAGAAGAAGACGAAGAAAAAGAAGAUGAAGAACUUCUUUUGAAAGAUAUUAAGAUGUUGAUGCAAGAGAUUGUAAUAAUUUGA
Molecule: messenger RNA, 3243 nt
Organism: Pistacia vera
Lineage: Eukaryota; Viridiplantae; Streptophyta; Magnoliopsida; Sapindales; Anacardiaceae
Product: probable disease resistance protein At4g27220
Exons: 3
Coding region: 1-3243 (1080 amino acids)
Molecular function (GO): ADP binding; protein binding
Source: RefSeq, a predicted model, not a curated record